Messenger RNA from Geodia barretti, 1494 nucleotides. The record is from the annotation of a GenBank genome assembly. NCBI's taxonomy places the organism in Eukaryota, Metazoa, Porifera, Demospongiae, Tetractinellida, Geodiidae.
AUGUGCGGUAUCGUCGGAUACGUUGGUGACCGGCCGGCGUGGCCCAUUGUUUUGGAGGGCUUGCGUCGUCUUGAAUAUCGCGGGUACGACAGUGCCGGAGUGGCGGUCCUGGAACCGAAUGGUGGCCUGCGACUGCGCAAAACUGUGGGCCGGGUACACGGCCUCGUCGACGAUUUCGUUGGCCCGACACCCCUUGGUCUGGCUGGUGUCGGACACACCCGCUGGGCUACCCACGGGCGUCCCUCCGAAUCCAACGCCCACCCACACACGGAUUGUUCCGGCACCAUCGCGGUGGCCCACAAUGGCAUCGUCGAAAACUAUUUGUCCCUGAAGGCCGACCUGAAAAAACGUGGCCAUCACUUCAAAUCGGAGACCGAUACCGAGGUUAUAUCUCACUUGAUUGAAGAGGGCGUGCUCGACGGUCUGACCUUGCAAAACGCCGUCUUGCGCAUGGGCAGCAUGGUUGACGGCCCCCAGGCGGUAGUCGCCGUCCAGGAAGGUGACCAGGACAGUAUUUGCGCGUUGCGGUUGGGGCAUGCGGGCGGAGUGGCCGUAGCGCACCACCAGGGACAGAGCAUCGUGUCCAGUGACCUGCCGGCUCUGUUGCCCCUCAUCGGCGAAACCGGACAGCUUCCGGUGGCGUUCCUCGAAGACGGCGAGGCGGCGGUAAUCACCCGUCACGGGGUGACUUUCCUGGACAGCAACGGUCGCGAGGUGGCUAAGCCGAUGCGCCCAGUAACGCUGGAGGACGUGCUGAUCGACCGGGGCGGUUAUCGGCACUUUAUGCUCAAGGAAAUCAUGGAGCAGCCCCAGGCAGUUGUGGCAGCGCUCCGCGACCGUCUGGAUUUCGGCCACGGUCGAGUAUUGCUUCCCGAUUUGGAAAUGACCGACACCGAAAUUGCCCAGUUGCGGCGCGUGGUUCUGAUCGGCUGUGGCACGAGCCUGCACGCUGCCCAGGUCGGCCGGCAUCUGGUAGAGCGUUUGGCGGGUAUACCCGCAGAAGCCGAGUCUGCAUCGGAAUACCGUUAUCGUGAGCCAUACCUGGAUGAACACACUCUGGUCGUCGCAAUCGGCCAGUCAGGCGAAACCGCGGACACGGUAGCGGCCAUGGCACAAGUGCGCAGCAGCAAGGCGCGGUUGAUCACGAUCUGCAACGCCGCGGGAAGCCAGGCGGCGCGCCUCGCUGACGCCACGUUAUUAAUGCGGUCGGGUAUCGAAGUCGGGGUUGCCAGCAGCAAGACGCUGACCGCCUCGCUGACCAUUCUCAAUCUGCUGGCCAUGCGUCUGGGAGCGGCCCGCGGCUUUCUGGACGCUGAGGCGAAUCGCAGCCUCAGCGACGAGCUGGCACGACUCCCCGGACGGAUCGCUGAUAUCCUUGGCAACUCCGGGAAAAUCGAAGCGUUGGCCCGACAGUUCUACCGGCACCGCAAUUUCCUGUACCUGGCACGCGGCAUCAACGCCCCGAUCGCAGCCGAAGGUGCGCUCAAGCUUUAA